Seminavis robusta is the source of this 759-nucleotide messenger RNA. The record is from the annotation of a GenBank genome assembly. Lineage: Eukaryota; Bacillariophyta; Bacillariophyceae; Naviculales; Naviculaceae.
AUGUUGGGCAGCCGACAGCAAUCGGCUUCUGUGGAAACCAUUGCUUACUCUCGAGCAGCAUCGCAUCUGGUAGUCCAGAACUUGAAUGAAACGAAGGACGCUGAAGGCGACUCGUCGUGUUCUGGGGAAGCCUACCUCCAUUUUUGGCAUUCCUUUUCAGCGGGAGGGUUAGAAAAACAUCGUCAUGGAAACUUGGAUGGAAUAGAUAUGGAUCAAAUAAGAAGUGGGAAGGAUCUUCUCGAUUGGCACGUCAAGACCCUGGAGAACCCAGCGACCCGUUAUCAUGUCCUUCCAACUUGUGAUACAUGUGGGAACCCAUUGCAACCAGGAGCCGAACAUACCAAAACACGCAUCCGGUCCGUUGACAAGAAAAAGAGAAAGAGGCAGCCCAAGAAGUCAAGAGUGGCAAAGAAAGAAAAGAACGACGACGACAAUCCUCCGAUUCUCUGGCAACUGGCACCUUUGCAUCCCACUCACGUGAAGAAUGCCCUGGUCGUCGGUUGUCGGCUCUGUGGGUACCAAACGCAAAUUCCUGGACUCCCCCGAAAAGAAAAGGAGCAGCCCCCAGUCGAUAAAGUUGCUACUAGGACCAGUGGUUCCGUAGCGGCUGCGAAACAUACCAAACCAGCAGUUGUCAGAACGGAACUGCCUACACGAGACUUCAUUCCCUUGGGCUCUGACAAGAAGAAAAAGAAAAGAAAGCACUCCAAGCCAAAGUCGUCGCAACUCCAUGACUUCCUCAACUCUCUCAACGACUAG